GGGUCAAGAUAAAUAAUUUUAAGACGAGUAGGGUUGGGUUUGCUCUCUCGCUCCGAGUUAGGGUUUUGUGUGAAGAGGGUUGGAUUUGGGUUUCAAUGGAGGAGGGAGAUAGCGGCAGAAUGAUGGGGGUGGUGAGUUCGUUCGACGAUAGUGAUGGUUAUGGCACAAUCACUCCCGACGAUGACGUUGAGGAUCUCUAUGUUCACAAGUCAAACAUCAGGGGCUUUUGGAGUCUCGCAGUUGGUGAAUCGGUCGAGUUCUUGAUCGAAUCGGGCCGUGACCGUAACAAAGCUGUCGACGUCACCGGUCCAAACGAGGAGAGGGUUCAGGGGAGUCCCGGAAGCCGUGGAGCUUAUGGCAGAGGAGGUGGAAGUAGAGGUGGAGGCGGAAGGGACGGAGGCCGCGGUGGUAACGAUUGUUUUAAGUGUGGCGAGACUGGACAUAUGGUGAGGGACUGCUAUCUGGGUUGGGGAGCCGGCGGCGGAGGCGGUAGAAGUUAUGGUGGCCAAGGCGGAAGUAGCGGCGGAGUCGGCGGUGGUAACGCUUGUUUCAAGUGUGGCAAGAGUGGACAUAUGGUGAGUGACUGCUAUCGGGGUGGGGGAGGCGGAGGCGGUGGAAGUUAUGGCGGCCGAGGCGGAGGUAGAGGUGGAGGUGGAGGCUACGGUUGCUUCAACUGUGGGGGAAAGGGCAUUUUGCCCGAGAUUGCGGGUGAUCUAAUAUUGAUUAAGGGGCUCCGGUGUAUAGCGAAGGGAAGGCCGAAACGAUGA
This is a messenger RNA of Cornus florida, 767 nucleotides long. Its product is annotated as glycine-rich protein 2-like. Lineage: Eukaryota; Viridiplantae; Streptophyta; Magnoliopsida; Cornales; Cornaceae. The record is from RefSeq and is a predicted model, not a curated record. The transcript has a single exon. Bases 96 to 767 code for a protein of 223 amino acids. Gene Ontology annotation, molecular function: zinc ion binding; nucleic acid binding.